This is a messenger RNA of Danaus chrysippus (African queen), 279 nucleotides long. Lineage: Eukaryota; Metazoa; Arthropoda; Insecta; Lepidoptera; Nymphalidae. The record is from the annotation of a GenBank genome assembly.
AUGGGGCUGGUGGCACGUCGGCUUGAAGAAAAAGAAUGUCUGUUGCAGAACACUCUGUCAGCGGUGGAGAAGGAACCAUUAUUACGACAGCAGGCUAUGGAAAUGCAUAAAAGAAAGGCCAUAGAGUCUGCACAGUCAGCGGCUGAUCUUAAACUUCAUCUUGAAAAAUAUCCCGCACAGAUGAAAGAAGCACAGCAGGUGGUCGCAGAGAAAACAAGCGCGCUUGAGGCGGAGGCUUACAAAACAAAAAGAUUACAUGUGAGAUAUUUCAUGGUCUAA